AUGCAGUUAAAAAUCAAGGAUGAUUUACACAUAUCGAUUUCACUAUGUUCAGUAAAUGCUAUAUUUUUGUCUGACACACUUGCGCAAAAGCGUUAUGCGUACUUCUUACGAGCAAGUUUUGAGCAAGCCCCACUUGCUAGUGGGAAGCUAAUUGCGCUGCGUGACUCUGUCCAUUUACCUAAGGAGGGAAAGACAGAGAGGUACGUAAAGUCGCAACGGCACCAGGACGAUCUAGGAAUUCCAAAAUCUAAUGAAAUAUCGCAGUAA
Molecule: messenger RNA, 267 nt
Organism: Plasmopara halstedii
Lineage: Eukaryota; Oomycota; Peronosporomycetes; Peronosporales; Peronosporaceae
Exons: 3
Coding region: 1-267 (88 amino acids)
Source: RefSeq, a predicted model, not a curated record